AUGAAUCUUGAACAAGAUGUAAAUAUCACAUUUCUCUAUGGAAAUGAUCAAGACUUAACAUCGAAUACACUUGGCUAUAUAGAUCCAUUACCAAAUAUCACGUUUCGUCAACCAAUUACAACUCAACAAAUCUAUAUUAGAGCGAGAAAAGCGGGACAUUUGAUUGUUGGAGCACAAUCACAAGAAGUAAACAUAACUCAGGGAGAUUUUAUGAGAAUCGAAAUAGCUGAAAGUUCAACAUUGAAUGUGUUCAUACAAAUAAUUGGAUGGAUCUAUUUUCUAGCUUGGUCCAUAUCAUUUUAUCCACAAAUAAUUUUGAAUUUUAAACGCAAAAGUGUUAUUGGUCUAAAUUUUGACUUUUUAGCUCUGAAUAUAUUAGGACAUUUUUGUUAUUCUGUAUUCAAUGUAGGCUUAUAUUCAUCACCCGAAGUGCAAUUAGAAUAUUUUCAUUUACAUCCACAUGGUGUUAUUCCCGUAUUAUUAAACGAUGUUGUAUUCGGUUGUCAUGCUGUGAUAGCAUGUCUGAUAACCAUAUUUCAAUGCUUAUUUUUUGAACGAGGUGCACAACGUGUCUCUUAUAUUACUCGUGUAAUCAUGUGUAUAUUAGGAUUAUUUUUACUUAUUUCAACUGUAGUCUCAUUAAGUACGCAUAAUAAAUUACAAACAUUAACAUUACUCUAUUUUUAUUCUUAUGUAAAAUUAUUAAUAACAUGUAUUAAGUAUAUACCUCAGGUUUAUUUCAAUUACCGUCGAAAAUCAACCGUAGGUUGGUCGAUAGGAAACAUAUUGCUUGAUUUUACUGGGGGAGCUUUCAGCUUGCUUCAAAUGUUCAUGCUGGCUUAUAAUUAUAAUGAUUGGACAUCAAUAUUUGGAUCACCAACAAAAUUCGGUCUCGGAAUAUUGUCAAUAUUCUUUGAUAUUAUAUUUAUUGUUCAACAUUAUUUUCUCUAUAAAGAACCCUUGUAUCAUAUUGUACAAUCAGCAGAAGAAGACAACAGUCAAUGA
This is a messenger RNA of Didymodactylos carnosus, 1005 nucleotides long. NCBI's taxonomy places the organism in Eukaryota, Metazoa, Rotifera, Eurotatoria, Philodinida, Philodinidae. The record is from the annotation of a GenBank genome assembly.